CGGAUUCCUAACAAACGACGGCGUCGUUUCUCUUCUCCUUCUCCUUCUCCGUCUCUAAAAGCAUGACCUGCUCUUCUCCUUCUUAUAUAUACUUCCUCUCCUUGAACCUCCUGCAUUCACAUCGUCUGAGAAAAUAAGAGCCCUUGGUUUUUCGCUUUCUUGUUGGGAUACACAGAGCAAAAGAUAGAGCGAAGCGAUGGGGCUGAUAUUGGAAGAGCAAGAGAACGACAUCGUGUUGGUCCCGCCCUCAAAUUUCUCAAUGGUGGAGGACGGCAUUUUCAGAUCCGGCUUUCCUCAACCCUGCAAUUUCGCCUUCCUCGAUACCCUAAAUCUCCGAUCCAUCAUAUAUUUGUGUCCCGAGCCCUACGUGGAAGAGAACUUGGGGUUUCUCCGGUCUCGGAAUGUUCGUCUCUUUCAGUUCGGAAUUGAGGGGAAGGCGGAUCCUUCUGCAUCUAUUCCCAAGGCGACCAUCAUGGAGGCCCUGAAAGUCUUAAUUGAUGUGAGAAACCAUCCAGUUUUGAUCCAUUGUAAGAGUGGGAAGCAUCGGACAGGUUGUCUUGUUGGUUGCCUGAGAAAAUUUCAGAAUUGGUGUUUGUCUUCUGUGGUUGAGGAGUACCAACAUUUUGCUGGCGCAAAAUCUAGGAAAACAGAUUUGAGAUUUAUAGAGACAUUUGACGAAAUGUACCUGAGGCAGUGUCUUUACAGCAUUAUAUACCAGUAUCAAGGAUAUGGUUCAAACAAGAGGCGGUUGCUGUACAGUGAAGAGAAUUUACAAAACCCCCAAAUUACGUUAGUUUAGCAGGGCUUGAAGGAGCGUUUUCUUUCCUUUUUUUUCUUUUUUUUUUUUUUUUUUGCUGAGGUGCUUUUAGUCACACACCUUUGUUGCAUAGACUUGUCGUUGGGAAUCAUCCUGGUUUUAGUUUUAAAAUUUAAGCAUCUACUGUGGGCUUCCAUUUUUAUACAUAUAUACGGAAAGCGGUGAUGCAAACACCAGUUUUUUCA
Messenger RNA from Alnus glutinosa, 1002 nucleotides. RefSeq names its product tyrosine-protein phosphatase DSP5. Gene Ontology annotation, cellular component: cytoplasm. The record is from RefSeq and is a predicted model, not a curated record. Gene Ontology annotation, biological process: protein dephosphorylation. Gene Ontology annotation, molecular function: phosphatase activity. The coding region runs from base 197 to 799 and encodes 200 amino acids. NCBI's taxonomy places the organism in Eukaryota, Viridiplantae, Streptophyta, Magnoliopsida, Fagales, Betulaceae. The transcript has 5 exons.